CGGAUCAAGUUCUAAAAGUAGGCUUGAUCGAUAGCUUGGGGUCGAUUUAUAAAUAAAAGUAUUCUUAUUUUUCCCUUACGUGCCCUAUGAGCAGAGGUUUUGUGAUGUAAAGUCCGAAAAGCCGCUUGAACGCGAUUCCGUUUCGACGCGCGCGCAACCAAAAUUAGGAAAAUCGCACCGAUCGGUCAGCUCGUGGAUUAUGUGUUGUGUAAUCACCGUUUGAUAUUUUUCGUAAAAUAAGUACUCCGUGAUGUCUAACAAACCUAACGUAAUUGACGUAUCUGAGAAGAAACAAAUUGAACAGCGAGAUUCAAUUAUAAUCGAAGAUGUGCCAAAUGCAAAAAUUGCGGAUUUCGAGACGGCGAUCAAUGUCGCCGGGACCGGGAAAUUUCAAUAUCUCCUCAUCCUUGCGAUUAUCCCGGCCUCCUGGGCAUCAAGUAUAGAUACGGCUAAUAUGUCAAUGAUACUCGCAUCGGCGGAGUGCGAUUUAGGAUUGUCACUGGUUGACAAAGGACUUUUGAAUGCUAUUACCUACGUAGGUAUGGUGACCAGUGGUUUUAUAUGGGGAUUCCUCGCUGAUGUUAGCGGAAGAAAGAAGAUUAUAUUAUACGGCUACAUGGCCGAUGGUAUUUGCAAUAUAUUAUUAGGAUUUUCGCAGAACUUUGGGAUGCUUUUAUUCUUCAAAUUACUUAGUGGCCUUAUCGUGAGCGGCCCAUAUUCCUCUCUUAUGGCAUACUGCUCGGAAUUUUAUGGUGCCAACGGUAGAACAAAGAUACCAAUUCUCGUUGGCUUCUCAGUUUCUUUCGGAUGUUUAGUGAAUGCAGGAUUGGCUUGGCUAGUGGUUCCUCAAUCGUGGUCAAUUACCCUUUGGGAUGGUGCCUUUGUCUAUAAUUCAUGGAGGCUCUAUCUGUCCCUCUGUGGAGUACCGACAUUGAUAGGCGUCAUUGGCCUCUCUUUCUUCCCAGAGAGUCCUAAAUUUUUGAUGACGCAAAAUCGUAAUGAAGAUGCCCUUGAAGUUUUUAAGAGAAUCUACAGUAUGAACACUGGUUUACCGAAAGAUAAUUAUCCUAUACGCGCCUUGGUUGAUGUGAAUUUGAACAGUAAAACUGCAGAGCAAUCAAAAUGUCAAAACGGUGUGAAAGCAAGCUUAAAAAGCGGAAUACAACAGAUGAAGCCUAUUUUCUUAACUCCAUAUGUGUCGCGUGUUUUAUUAUUUGUUACUAUACAAUUUUGUGGAAUGUUAAGCGUAAAUACUUUUCGCCUCUGGCAGCCACAACUUUUUGCGACAAUCAACCAUUUUUAUAGUCUUAAUACGAAUAUAACUAAUCCUACUUUUUGCGAAAUAUUGGACUUUUCGACGUCUAUUAAUGCAAAUAAAACUGUAUUGGAAGGAACAUCAAGUUGUGAAAAUAUUGUUGUAUCCGAUUCAAUGUACAUCGACACUAUUAUUGUAUCGGCCAGUGCUAGUAUUUGUAUAUUAUCUGCCAGCAUUUUUGUUAACUAUCUGAAACACAGAUAUCUAUUACUUAUCAGUUAUGGAUGCUCGCUUUUAUGUCUGAUCGCUCUAAUCUGGUCUACAAGUACGUUAACCACCCUUGUACUCACGUGUUUAUACAUUGGAUUAUUGAGUACGAGUUUCAACGUUGUGGUUGGUGCAACUGUUUUGCUUUUUCCCACGUCUUUGAGAGCCAUGGCAGUAAGCAUGGAAUUGAUAAUAGGAAGAAUGGGAGCCAUGUCCGGUAAUCUCAUAUUCCCCGUUUUACUUGAGUAUGGCUGUACAAUGCCGAUAAUUAGUCUGGCAUGCUUCACUUCGCUAUGCAUGCUUCUUACGUGUUUCCUACCAAAUACGCGCAAGCAUGUGGUGUAAGUUACGCUAGAAGACCGAAGAGGGAUAUAAGCACAAGACAAGUUUCAUUUCUUACGAUCAUCUCUGUAAUAACAUCUCCAUCUUUGAGGAUUCACGAUCGCUUAGCAGAGCCGAACCGGAGGCUCCAAAGGCCUGAAUCGAAGCUUAUCGCGAGCUAUGAUCGAGCCCAUACGAGGGCGGACAAUGGCCAUGCAUAUACAUGCACCACACAACGAAAGACUGCAUGAGACCUUGAGUUUCACUUUCGACACAUCCUGGAGAGCCCUCCAGCCUUCACCCACAUGCUCAUCCCCCUCUAUCCCGCGCUCCUCCUCGUGUGGACGCAGCUUUAUCGCAGAUCUCAGGACCUCGCCACCUCCGUCGAUCGGUGCAAUAAUAUGUACCGACGUAAGUAAACUUGCACGCCCGUAAAUCUUCACCUCGAAAAAAAAUCAGAGGAAAACAUGCGAAUAUAGCGUGAAUGUUUAUGACUGUAAUAAUUAAAUGUAUUGUUAUCAUGUUUUGCCUCCGAAUGUUGACGACUAACUCAGAAAUGAUUUAAAUGCUUUUAAACAUAUGUGAAUUAGGAGAAAAACUAUAAAGCGUAUCGCGCGUUUAUAUAUAACUGCUUCAUGAUAUUUAAUUUAUAUAAACAUAAUGUGUAAACUUUUCUUUGAUAAUAAAAUGGAUGAUUCUCGAGAAUUAUCACAUAGUUAGCGAUUAUAAGAUUUGUAAAUUGCUUAUACAUUUUUUAUUGUAUUUGCAAAUUGGUUUAGGAUUUGUAAAUUGCUCACGUUCUUUAUUUGUAUGGCGAAAAACUGUGAUACAAUUUAUAAAAACUAUUAUUUUCAGACAAAUAUACUAAUGGCAAUAUA
Molecule: messenger RNA, 2721 nt
Organism: Temnothorax curvispinosus
Lineage: Eukaryota; Metazoa; Arthropoda; Insecta; Hymenoptera; Formicidae
Product: synaptic vesicle glycoprotein 2B-like
Exons: 12
Coding region: 251-1867 (538 amino acids)
Biological process (GO): transmembrane transport
Cellular component (GO): membrane
Molecular function (GO): transmembrane transporter activity
Source: RefSeq, a predicted model, not a curated record